UUAUUCUCAUUCUCUACUUUAUCUCCUCUCUCUCUCUCUCUCUUGGCCAACUCUCUUGGCCAACCCUCUUGUUGAUGUGAUUCUCCACUAUAUUGCCAAGAACCCCAUCAACCUUUACAAAAGAGAGAAUUAAAGAGAGAGAGAGAGAGAGAUCUCAAGAACAAUGGUUUUUUCCUCCAUUCCAGCUUAUCUUGAUCCCUCCAACUGGCAACAGCAAUCAAAUGCACAAGUUGGCUUAAUUACCAACAGUGGAGGCCAUCAGCUUCCGCCGCCGCCACCACCUCCUCCGCCUCAUGCAGGCGGCGGCGGCGGUGGACCGGGCUCGAUCAGGCCAGGUUCUCUGGCCGAUCGAGCCCGGAUGGCCAACAUACCCAUCCCAGAAGCAGCUCUAAAGUGCCCGAGGUGCGAAUCGACAAACACGAAGUUCUGCUACUUCAACAACUACAGCCUCUCUCAGCCGCGCCACUUCUGCAAGACUUGCCGGAGGUACUGGACUCGAGGCGGGGCCCUGAGGAGCGUUCCGGUGGGUGGCGGCUGCCGUAGGAACAAGAGGACCAACAAGGGAAGCUCAAGCAGCUCAAAAUCUCCGGCCAACAGCGGCGAUCUCCAAACUAGCGGCGGUGGUACUGGUGGUUCAACAAGUGCAGUUUCCACUUCAACUGCAAGUUUACUAGGGUUAAUCUCGCCACAAAUUCCACCACUCCGAUUCAUGGCCCCACUGAGUCAACUCACCGGGUAUGGCGGUACCGGAGACAUCGGCUUGAACUAUGGCGGAACAAGUGACAUGAAUUUCCACCUACUAGGAAAUAGUUCACUUGGUGGGGGUAGUGGUAACGCGGAGUGGCGGUUUCAGCCCCCGCAGAUGGGUUCGAUGGGCGGGUUGGAUUUGACAUCCGGGUUAUACCCGUUUCAUCACCAAGGUGGUAUGGAUCCCUCCUCCGGUUACGUUGGCGAAGUCGGUCAGGUCCGGCCGAGAAAUAUUUCUUCUGGUCCAGGGUUUAUCAGUGCUCAGCAAUCCGGUUCAGUGAAAAUGGAAGACAAUCAGGAGAUGAAUCUGCCAAGGCAGUUUUUGGGAAUCCAAGGAAAUGAGCAGUACUGGAGUGGUACUGGUAAUAGCACUAAUGCAUGGAGUGAUUUCUCUGGAUUUAGCUCUUCUUCCACUACUAAUCACUUGUGAAAAAAAAAAUUGUGAUGUCUCUCAAGUUUCAUAUAGUGAUUAGUAAAAGUUAGGGUUUUCUUUCUUUCUUUCUUUCUUCUUCUUUUUUUUUCGUUUAGGUUAUGGUUGGAUCAUGAGUUUGUGGAGGAAUUUAUGGAGAUUUUCGUUUGCGAAUCGAAGGUAUGUUUCUCUGGCAUUUUAUUUUCUAUCGACGAAACGUAUCCAGAAAUUCUUGAUCCAGACACAACUUUAGAGUGUUAGAGAACGAGCACGUCUUAAUUUUCGUGGCGUAGAUGGAAGAUUUUGGUGAUGGACUAGGAAACUCUCGAAGAAGGAGAAGAUCGGUUGGUCGCCUGAUGAAAACCCUAGAAAUUUUCUUUUGUUUGUGUUUGAGCAUGUUUACAGAGAUGAUGAAUAUUGUACUACUACUGAGUUGUUUGUGUUUUUACUUGUUGGAAUUUUAAGGACUAAUAUCCAGAA
Rhododendron vialii is the source of this 1636-nucleotide messenger RNA. Its product is annotated as dof zinc finger protein DOF5.1. The record is from RefSeq and is a predicted model, not a curated record. Gene Ontology annotation, biological process: regulation of DNA-templated transcription. Bases 164 to 1177 code for a protein of 337 amino acids. The transcript has 2 exons. Lineage: Eukaryota; Viridiplantae; Streptophyta; Magnoliopsida; Ericales; Ericaceae. Gene Ontology annotation, molecular function: DNA-binding transcription factor activity; DNA binding.